AGGACCCAAAAAACACCUGAUGCACCGAGCUGCUUCCUUCACCGUCUUGACACAGCAAAGCUCGUAUGAUUCCCAUCCGCAUCGCCUUAGCAUGGAACCAUACUGCUUUUUGCUCUCAUUAAGUUGCUUUUUCCAGUUGUACAUCUCUGUUUCCACAGAGGCCACGUGCAAGCUGAAAGCUAAGUUCAACUUGAGUGGCUACAAGGAUGUGGAGAAGAAGAAGGUCAUCAUUGGCGGGAUGUUUCCUGUCCACAUGAGCACUGCUUCCAGUGAUGGCAACACUUCACGGCUGCCUGUGUCCUCGGGGUGUGAGGGAAUGAAUUACCGCACCUUCCGCUGGACCCAGACUAUGCUGUUUGCCAUCAACGAAAUAAACAACAUGGAUGAGCUGCUGCCCAACACCGACCUGGGCUACGUCAUCUAUGACUCCUGCUUCACCAUCUCCAAGGCCGUGGAGGGCACCCUUACAUAUCUGACCGGCCAAGACGAGGCAGUACCCAACUACCGCUGUGGCACGGGGGCUCCCCUGGCUGCUCUCGUGGGUGCAGGGGGAUCCGACUUGUCCAUCGCCACUGCCAGGAUACUGGGACUCUACCUUUUUCCACAGGUCAGCUACUCCUCAACCUGCUCAGCCCUGAACAGUAAGUUCCAGUUCCCAACCUUCCUGAGGACCAUCCCCAAUGACGAACACCAGUCGACCGCCAUGGCCCAGCUGGUGCUCCACUUCGGCUGGACCUGGGUUGGAACCGUUGCCGCAGACGAUGACUACGGCAAGUACGGCAUCAAAGACUUCAAGGAGCAGGUAGAAGAGGCCGGCGUCUGUAUCUCCUUCUCUGAAACCCUGCCUAAGGUGAAUUCUCCUGAAGACAUCCGGCGAAUUGUCCAAACCGUUAUUGAGUCCACCGCCAAGAUCAUUGUAGUCUUUUCAUCAGACGUAGACCUCAGUCCUCUGGUGCUUGAGCUGAUCCGGCAAAAUGUGUCCAACCGCACGUGGAUCGCCAGCGAGGCCUGGGUCACUUCAGCUCUCAUCAACCAACCUGGAGUGAGCUCUGUGCUGGGCGGCACCAUUGGCUUUGGGGUUAAGAGAGCCGACAUUCCUGGUCUUCAGCGACACUUACUGGAUCUGGACCCUUAUGCUGACCCGCUCAAUGAGGAAUUCUGGGAGACGCUGUUCAACUGCACAUUAGACUAUAGUAAAGCGCUAAGAAAGGCCAAAGAGAGGGCCAAAGCGUUCAACGGGACAAUAUCUAAGGCAACACGGGUCGUUCCUGGCGGUUUGUGUACCGGCAGUGAGUCCCUGGCUCAGCUCAACAACACUUACUCUGACAUCUCCCAGCUGCGGAUCACCUUCAGUGUGUACAAAGCGGUGUAUGCCGUUGCCCACGCCUUACACAAUCUGGAGCACUGCGAGCAGGGACGGGGGCCAUUCAUUGGAAUCGGUUGUGCUGACAUCGCCAAAUUUGAACCAUGGCAGCUGAUGUACUACUUGAAGAACGUGCGCUUUAAAGUGCCACACACAGACGAGGAGGUCUACUUCACUGAUGGAGAUGUGGAGGGCUUUUAUGACAUCAUCAACUGGGUAGUCGACGGUAACGGGAUAAUAUCUUACGUGACUGUCGGGCACUACAAUGGUUCCGCGGCCCCAGAGGAGAGGAUGACCAUAAUGAAUGAUUCCAUUGUCUGGAACAAUGAAGCACUGGAGCCUCCUCGGUCAGUGUGCAGUGAGAACUGCAAGCCUGGCACCAGGAAAGGGAUCCGACAAGGAGAGCCGGUCUGCUGCUUUGACUGCAUCCCGUGUGCCGAUGGCGAGAUUAGCAACAUGACGAACUCGCGUGAGUGUGUCUUGUGCAGCGGUGAUCACUGGUCCAAUGACGCUCGUGAUGCCUGCGUGCCUAAGAUCAUCGAGUUCCUGGCCUUUGGAGAGCCACUGGGCAUCACACUCAUCGUCAUCUCUGCCUUUGGAGCCCUCGUCACCAUUGCUGUAGCGGUGGUGUUUGUUGCGCACAUCAACACUCCUCUGGUCAAAGCCAAUGACGCUGUGCUGAGCUUCUGUCUGCUUUUCUCGCUGAUGGUGACCUUCCUCUGCUCCGUUGUCUUUCUGGGAGAGCCUCACCACUGGAGCUGCAUGACCAGUCAAGUAGCUCUGGCUCUGGGCUUCGCACUGUGCCUUUCCUCCUUGAUGGGCAAAGCAGCAUUGCUGAUGCUGAGAGCGCAGGCUAAGAAAGCAAAGACCCGUGCAAAGACCAAGGCCGCUGCCAAAGCUGCGAAAGCUGCAGCUGAAGCAGCAGCCAACACUGGCAGCCCUGACGUCAUCACAACCAACACAACAAAUCUCAGUGACGUCACUGCUCAUGUGAAGCCUGACAGUCUCAACUUUGCACACCAGAGGGUGAUAACUGCUGGGGCAACCUUGAUUCAGGCUUUAGCUUGUACCGUGUGGCUCAUCAUCCUGCCGCCCUAUCCCGUGAAGAACACCUCAGCUCAGAAUAUAAAGAUCAUUAUGGAGUGCAAUGAAGGUUCUGUGGUCUUCAUCUGUUGUAUCUUUGCCUACGACAUCCUAUUGGCUCUGCUGGCCUUCAUCUUCGCUUUCCUAGCUCGAAAACUAGAGGACCACUUCAGUGAGGCCAAAUGUGUGACCUUUGGCAUGCUGGUUUUCUUCAUCGUGUGGAUCUCCUUCGUCCCAGCUUACCUUAGCACACGAGGCAAGUUCAUGGUGGCUGUCCAGAUUUUUGCCAUUUUGGCAUCCAGCUUUGGCCUGCUCACUUGCAUCUUCCUGCCAAAGUGCUAUAUUCUCCUGCUCAAACCUGAACGCAACACUGAGGAGAUGAUGCGACCCCAUGACAAACAACGUGAUGGAACCUCAACUGGGACCUCGGCGACACUCGCCACCGCCGCUACUGAGGUCAACGCUACAGUCGCAUCAACCGUUAUUGAUGAUUAGGUGACAGGUAAUAGGAGGUAGCUAGACAAGGGGAGAUUAGAUUGUAUGUUACAUCAUAUAAUGUUCAGGUCGUUAAUUAAAUACAAUUAACUGAACACUUUCUAGAAAAAAAAUACACUAAAAUAAUAAUAACAUAAUAAAAUAAUAAUAAAAUAAUAACAAAAUAUGGCUUUACUUCACCCACCUCUUGAGGCACAAGACUUUUUUCCAUAUAGUUAACAUUUGAAAAUGUAUGUCGACCCUAGUGUGGAUAAGCAGUACAGAAAAUGGAUGGAUGGAUGGAUGUCGAAAAUGUAAGGUUUUUAGCCAACUACACUCAGGAUAUCAAUGAUAAAUGUCCAUGAUUACACAUAGAUCAUUGUUAAUUUCAGUUAUCUUUCCCUAAGUAAAUGUAUUGAAAUAUAUUUACCGUGCAUUUAUUUAUGUAUCUUAUUUAUAGAAUCAUAUUUUGGACUUGUAUAUACGGUAUACUGUACAAGUGGUAUCAAAAUCUUUAUAAGGGGCUGUUCUAGUGUGAUAAUUUUAGAAAACAAAAUACAACUACAGUGCUCUAAAACAAAUGGCGUGAUCAUGAUCAUCGUCAUACCAUAUAAUAACUAAAAGUAGAUCAAAAAAAAAUUUUUUUCAAUAAAUGUUAGACUAGAUAAUGCAAUAGAUAAGAAACAUUUGACCUUUAAAUGUUUUUAAGAAUAACACUUUUCUGUUGCCUGGGAAAGCACUGAGACAUCAAAUUGCUAACAAUUGUAAUAGUCAGAUGACAAUUUCAAGCUGAGGAGAAAUUCAUUAUGCUGCAUUAAAAGUGAUGUAUGUAUGGCUUGUAUUUUAUUUAUAAAUCUCACCAUUUGUACACCAAGAUUUUUUUACCAUGACAAAUGUUGCAUUUGAAGCUGCUUUCGUGUACGUUUAUGCGCUUCACGAAGUGUUUUUCACUGUGUGCCGCUCCCACAGAACAUAAGUACAGUCACGUCUUCAUGAGCACCUGACUUUGCAGGAAUCUGUCCAAUCAAAGUUGUCAGUGUGCACGAUAAUAAAUUCUGCGGGUGACAGAGCGCUGAAGGAAUGUGUUUAGAAUUUACUGCUGACAAGCUGAGGCAGCUGCUAUAUCACAAGAAAAGGUGCACAUAUGCAGCACCAUGGGUGUCCUCUGCAUGUGUCAUUUUAGUAUUAUUUAUGCAACUGCAACACCUACCAGGCGUGUGUUAGGGAUAUGCAUUAGACAGGGAAAGAGGCCCUUACUUAUACAGUACAAUUGAACUUUGCAUGGUACAAAAACAAAAUCUAUUGUCUAUCAUGCUUGCCCUCAUUAGGGUUGCUGGUGAGCAAAUCAGGAUCUUCAAUUGACCUGUAAACUUCAGCUUUACAAAUGGCUUGUUUGCAGUGCAGGUGGUGUUUGUUGUGCUAAGCAAGUCUACAAUAUGAUAGCGCCCGUCAUAGUUUUUCAAGUGGUCGACG
Phyllopteryx taeniolatus (common seadragon) is the source of this 4393-nucleotide messenger RNA. RefSeq names its product vomeronasal type-2 receptor 1. Gene Ontology annotation, cellular component: membrane. Gene Ontology annotation, biological process: G protein-coupled receptor signaling pathway. Lineage: Eukaryota; Metazoa; Chordata; Actinopteri; Syngnathiformes; Syngnathidae. The transcript is spliced from 14 exons. The coding region runs from base 20 to 2941 and encodes 973 amino acids. Gene Ontology annotation, molecular function: olfactory receptor activity; G protein-coupled receptor activity. The record is from RefSeq and is a predicted model, not a curated record.